AAAAUGAGGCGUAUUGGCUGCAGUAUAAAAUCCUCAGUGAUUCUUUAAUUUUACACAAUCAGUGCUAAGAGUGCAACGAUGAACAAUUUUAUAGUUAUUUUAUGUUUAAGCCUAAUUUCGGGGAUUAACUGUGAUCUAGAUUGGUGGAAGACUGCUAAUGUGUAUCAGAUCUAUCCGAGAUCUUUUAAAGAUUCUGAUGGAGAUGGAAUCGGCGAUCUCAAUGGUAUAACACAGAUGUUGCCAUACUUGAAGGAUCUGGGAAUUCAGGCUUUCUGGUUAUCUCCUAUUUUUAAAUCACCAAUGAAAGACUUCGGAUAUGACAUCUCUAAUUUCUACGAUAUUCAGCCAGAAUAUGGUUCCAUGGAGGAUUUCGAGCGUCUUUUAGCUACAGCUCAUAGUUUAAAUUUAAAAGUUCUACUUGAUUUUGUUCCUAAUCAUUCAAGUGAUGAGAACGAAUGGUUUGUUAAAUCUGGAGAAGGUGAUGCAACCUACAAGGAUUUCUACAUCUGGCAUCCUGGAAAAUUAGAUCCUGCAGAUCCAAAAAAAAAGCUUCCUCCCAGCAACUGGCUGAGUGCUUUUCGUGGAAAAGCCUGGAAGUGGCAUAGUGGCAGAGGAGAAUUCUAUCUGCAUCAGUUUUCAUAUCAGCAGCCAGACCUCAACUACAGGAAUCAGAAAGUCGUUGAUACAAUGAAGGAUGUUUUAAGAUUUUGGUUAAAGAAAGGAGUUGAUGGUUUUCGCGUAGAUGCUGUACCACAUCUGUUUGAAGUUGAAACAAUUAACGGUCAAUAUCCUGAUGAAGCCAAGAGCGGAAAUACAGAUGAUCCCGACGAUUUUGGCUAUCUUUAUCACAAUCUCACUCAAAAUUUACCGGAAACAGUUGAAAUGGUAUACCAAUGGCGAGAUGUUCUUGAUGAAUUUACGAACAAAGACGGAAAUACUAGAAUAAUGUUAACAGAGGCAUACACGGAUAUUGAUAUCCUGAUGCAGUAUUAUGGAAAUGGUAUCAAGAAUGGAUCUCAUGUUCCAUUUAAUUUUUACAUGAUCAUGAAUCUCAAUAACAAUUCUAAUGCAAUCGAUUUCUAUAACAACAUAAAGUUGUGGUUGGAUAAAAUGCCAACGAAAUGUAUAGCUAAUUGGGUGAUGGGGAAUCAUGAUCAAAGACGCGUUGGAUCAAGAUUUGGAACACACAGGAUUGACCUCAUUAAUAUGAUUCUCAACACACUUCCUGGCGUCAGCAUCACAUACAAUGGCGAAGAAAUUGGUAUGACUGAUGUGUUCCUGACGUGGGAGCAAACAGUCGACCCUGCUGCAUGCAAUGCUGGUCCAGAUAAAUAUCAAUUAUUUUCUAGAGAUCCAGAACGUACUCCCUUCCAAUGGGACAACUCUACCAGUGCUGGAUUCUCCACAAAUUCCAAAACUUGGCUGCCUGUAUCUCCGUUAUUUCAGCAGGUGAAUGUCAAAGUUCAAAAAAAUGCUCCACGGAGUCAUCUCAAGGUGUACCGGCAGUUGUUGCGUCUCAGACACACGGAGACUCUUCAGAAAGGAUCCGUUGAGAUUCGUACUCACGGUCAGAAUGUCCUCAGCAUUACGAGGAGACUAUCUGGUCGUGAUACCUACAUCACCAUCGCUAACAUCGGUGGUCAAAGAGAAUCCAUUGAUCUACGAGAAAUCUUUUCCGAUCGUCUGAUCUUCCAUAUUGUUUCUGUAGACUCCAAGAGACGCGAAGGAGAGGCCGUUGAUGGUUACAUUUUACAACUGAAUUCUUAUGAGGGAGUCGUAUUGAAGGCGUUAGCGGAUGAAUCCUUUUACAAAUAUACUAUUAUAGGGGAACCAUGAUACUACACCACGAUAAUAAAUAUUUCGAUUAAAUGAUUCUAUUACAAUGAGAGCAGAUAAAUUUUAGUACAGCAGGAAACUUUUUUCAGUAUUACAAUGUAUAUUUCCUGGUAAAAAAAAAAUCUAGAGCACCAUGUCUGAGACACCGUGUACUCCGCAUAAGUAACAUUAAAUUAAAUAGUCACCGCACCAUUAAAUUGCAUUGACUUUUUCCACCAAUAAUGACAAAAAAAAAGAUAAGAGUAUGUUCUCAAGAUUUCAUGUAAUAAAUUGAUAAGCAUUUUACAGAGAA
Molecule: messenger RNA, 2128 nt
Organism: Lutzomyia longipalpis
Lineage: Eukaryota; Metazoa; Arthropoda; Insecta; Diptera; Psychodidae
Product: maltase A1-like
Exons: 2
Coding region: 79-1836 (585 amino acids)
Biological process (GO): carbohydrate metabolic process
Source: RefSeq, a predicted model, not a curated record